CCCUCCCGCCUCUCCGCCUCGACCCCCCUCGGGGGCCCAGGUGCCAGGAUGGUGGGGGAACUCCGCUACAGGGAAUUCAGAGUGCCCCUGGGGCCGGGCUUGCAUGCCUAUCCAGAUGAGCUGAUCCGCCAGCGGGUGGGCCAUGAUGGGCAUCCUGAGUACCAGAUCCGCUGGCUCAUCCUCAGGCGUGGGGAUGAUGGGGAAGGGGGCUCUAGCCAAGUGGACUGCAAGGCCGAACACAUCCUGCUGUGGAUGUCCAACGACGAGAUCUAUGCCAACUGCCACAAGAUGCUGGGCGAGGACGGCCAGGUCAUCGGACCUUCUCAGGAGAUUGCAGGGGAAGCUGGGGCCCUGGACAAAUCUGUGCUGGGGGAAAUGGAAACCGAUGUGAAGUCUUUGAUUCAGAGGGCCCUCCGGCAGCUGGAGGAGUGUGUGGGCACCAUCCCUCCUGCUCCUUUGCUUCACACUGUCCACGUACUCAGCGCCUACGCCAGCAUCGAGCCCCUCACUGGUGUAUUCAAAGACCCAAGGGUCCUGGACUUGCUCAUGCACAUGUUGAGUAGUCCUGAUUACCAGAUUCGCUGGAGCGCGGGCCGGAUGAUACAAGCCCUGGCCUCUCAUGAUGCUGGUGAGAAGCAGUGUGGGGAGAAAGGAAGGGAGGUAGGUCAGCUCAGGGCCUCACAGGACACUGUGGCAAGAGCCUCUGCCUCAUCAGUCCCAGGAAGGCUUCUCUUCUCCCUGGUGAAGCGCUAUUUGCAUGUCACUUCUCUUCUGGACCAGCUGAAUGACAGUGCUGCAGAACCAGGAGCCCAGAACAACUCUGCUCCCGAGGAGUUGAGUGGGGAGAGGGGUCGACUGGAGCUGGAGUUCAGCAUGGCCAUGGGCACCCUCAUCUCAGAGCUUGUGCAGGCCAUGCGCUGGGACUGGGCCUCGAGCAAACAGGGGCCCUCGGCACGGUCUUCGUGCUCCAUCUUCCAGCCCCAGCUGGCAGAGGCCGGCCCAGGGCUGCCACCCGCCCGGGUCCGGCCCUCCAUUAGGAGGUCAAGGAGGUUCCGCCCUCGCUCUGAGUUUGCAAGUGGCAAUACUUAUGCCUUGUACGUGCAAGAGACGCUGCAGGCCGGGAUGCGAGUUCGCAUGCUGGAUGACUACGAGGAGGUCAGCGCUGGGGACGAGGGUGAGUUCCGGCAGAGCAACAACGGCGUGCCCCCCGUGCAGGUGUUGUGGGAGUCGACAGGCCGCACCUACUGGGUACACUGGCACAUGCUGGAAAUUCUGGGCUUUGAGGAAGACAUUGAAGAUGUGGUUGAGGCUGAUGAGAACCAUGGGGCUGUGGCCAGUGGAGCCCUGGGUAUAGCCUUGCCCUCCUGGCGGUGGAAGCCCAUGACAGAGCUCUAUGCGGUGCCCUACGUGCUGCCUGAGGAUGAGGAUGCUGAAGAAAGUGAACACUUGACCCAGGCGGAAUGGUGGGAGCUCCUCUUCUUCAUCAAGAAGCUGGAUGGACCCGAUCAUCAGGAGGUUCUCCAGAUCCUUCAGGAGAACCUGGAUGGGGAGAUUCUGGAUGACGAGAUCCUGGCUGAGCUGGCUGUGCCCAUGGAGUUGGCCCAGCACCUACUGCUGGCUCUGCCACAGCGACUCGAUGACAGCGCUCUCAGGGACCUGCUCAACUGCCGUGUCUACAGGAAAUAUGGGCCUGAGGCCCUGGCAGGGCAGCCAGCUUACCCAACCCUGCCGGAAGCCCAGGCCCAGCCUCAGGAAUCAGCAGAUGCAUCCAGAGUGGAAGGAAAAGAACCCCCAACUCAGUGUCCUGACACUCCUCUGAGGCGACUGAUGGAGGGCUGCGGUCUGCCUGGCAGAAUCUUCCUGGACCUGGAGCGAGCCCUCAGCUCAGAGGGGCCUCGGGAGAUGGAGAUCAAGCCACUCCUGCUGCAGCUGCAGAGGCAGCCCCAGCCCUUCCUCACCCUGAUGCGGGGCCUCGACACCCCAGCGGCCAACAAGGCCCUGCACCUGACCGUUCUGAGGAUCCUGAUGCAGCUGGUGGACUUCCCCGAGGCGCUGCUGCUCCCCUGGCAUGAGGCCAUGGAUGCCUGCAUGGCCUGCCUGCGGUCACCAGACACUGACCGAGAGGUGCUCCAGGAACUCAUCUUCUUCCUGCACCGCCUGGCCUCUGUGAGCAGGGACUAUGCCGUGGUGCUGAAUCAGCUGGGAGCCCGAGAUGCCAUCUCCAAGGCACUGGAAAAGCACCUGGGAAAACUGGAUCUGGCUCAGGAGCUGCGGGACAUGGUGUUCAAGUGUGAGAAGCAUGCCCACCUCUACCGGAAACUCACCACCAACAUCCUGGGAGGCUGCAUCCAGAUGGUGUUGGGCCAGAUCGAAGACCACAGACGAACCCACCGACCCAUCAACAUCCCCUUCUUUGACGUGUUCCUCAGAUAUCUGUGCCAGGGCUCCAGCGUGGAAAUGAAGGAGGACAAGUGCUAGAAGGUGGAGGUGUCUUCCAACCACUUCCAGACCCAGCAUAAGCUGACGGAUCGAAACCCCAAGACCUAUUGGGAGUCCAAUGGCAGCGCCGGCUCCCACUACAUCACCUUGCACAUGCACCAGGGCAUCCUCGUCAGGCAGCUGACUCUCCUGGUGGCUAGUGAAGACUCGAGCUAUAUGCCGGCCAGGGUGGUGGUGUUUGGGGGCGACAGCACCAACUCUCUUAACACAGAGCUCAACUCGGUGAACGUGAUGCCCUCAGCCAGCCGGGUGAUCCUCCUGGAGAACCUGACCCACUUCUGGCCCAUCAUCCAGAUCCGCAUAAAGCGCUGCCAGCAGGGCGGCAUCGACACACGCAUUCGGGGGUUGGAGGUCCUAGGCCCUAAGCCCACAUUCUGGCCAGUGUUUCGGGAGCAGCUGUGUCGUCACACACGCCUCUUCUACAUGGUUCGGGCACAGGCUUGGAGCCAGGACAUAGCAGAGGACCGCAGGAGCCUCCUGCACCUGAGUUCUAGGCUCAAUGGGGCUCUGCGUCAGGAGCAGAAUUUUGCUGAUCGCUUCCUCCCUGACGAUGAGGCCGCCCAAGCGCUGGGCAAGACCUGCUGGGAGGCCCUGGUCAGCCCCCUGGUGCAGAACAUCACCUCCCCUGAUGAGGAUGGCAUCAGCCCCCUGGGCUGGCUGCUGGACCAGUACCUGGAGUGUCGGGAGGCUGCCCACAAUCCCCAGAGCCGCGCAGCUGCUUUCUCCUCACGGGUGCGCCGCCUCACCCACCUGCUGGUGCACGUGGAGCCCUGUGAGGCGCCCCCUCCAGCGGUGGCCACUCCCCGGCCCAAGGGCAGAAACAGAAGCCAUGACUGGAGCUCCCUGGCUACCCGGGGGCUUCCCAGCAGCAUCGUGAGAAACCUGACCCGCUGCUGGCGGGCCGUGGUGGAGGAGCAGGUGAACAACUUUCUGACCUCACGCUGGCGGGAUGGUGACUUUGUACCGCGUUACUGUGAACACUUCCAUAAUCUGCAGAAGUCGAGCUCGGAGCUGUUUGGGCCACGGGCAGCCUUCCUGCUGGCGCUGCAGAACGGCUGUGCUGGUGCCUUGCUGAAGCUCUCAUUUCUCAAAGCUGCCCACUGCCUCGUUGUCCGAAUCCUCAAGGCCCAUGGGGAUGAGGGGCUGCAUAUUGACCAGCUUGUCUGCCGGGUCCUGGACGCUUGGCAGAAGGGCCCAUGUCCUCCCAGGGGUUUGGUCAGCAGCCUCGGUAGGGGAUCUGCCUGCAACAGUACCGAUGUCCUCUCCUGCAUCCUGCACCUCCUGAGCAAGGGCACAGUGAGGCGCCAUGAUGACCGGCCCCAGACGCUGUCCUAUGCAGUCCCUGUGACUGUGAUGGAGCCUCACACCGAGUCCCUGAACCCAGGCUCCUCGGGCCCCAACCCACCCCUCACCUUCCAUACCCUGCAGAUUCGCUCCCGGGGCGUGCCUUAUGCCUCCUGCACAGGCACCCAGAGCUUCUCUACCUUCCGGUAG
Molecule: messenger RNA, 3993 nt
Organism: Puma concolor (puma)
Lineage: Eukaryota; Metazoa; Chordata; Mammalia; Carnivora; Felidae
Source: RefSeq, a predicted model, not a curated record